This is a messenger RNA of Colletotrichum acutatum, 1805 nucleotides long. RefSeq names its product fungal-specific transcription factor domain-containing protein. Bases 189 to 1805 code for a protein of 538 amino acids. The record is from RefSeq and is a predicted model, not a curated record. NCBI's taxonomy places the organism in Eukaryota, Fungi, Ascomycota, Sordariomycetes, Glomerellales, Glomerellaceae. The transcript is spliced from 4 exons. Gene Ontology annotation, cellular component: nucleus. Gene Ontology annotation, biological process: DNA-templated transcription. Gene Ontology annotation, molecular function: DNA binding; zinc ion binding.
AUCACCGGCUUGGGACCGAUAAAAGAUGCCCGGAUCUCAAAAGACAGCAAUAUCAUUGCAGGAAUUUCCCCAGAGAGGGGAUUUCGCGCUUGUAUCGAGUGCCGACGAAAGAAGACAAGGUGUAUGCAAGAGACUCUGAAUCCUCCUGCGAAUCUACCCACGUCACUCACCUUAAAGCUGUAGGCGACAUGCGUCAACCCAUAUGCGGCCUUUGUCGCAGAACAGGAGGGUCUUGCACAUUCCCGACAAAGAGGAAAGCCCCUGAAGUUCGGAAACGACCUGCAAAGCAGACGGAAUCAAACGUUAUAGAUUCUCAAAGGCUUGAACAUCUUGUCAGCCUUCUUGAAUCUAGACUCGACGAGACCCCAAAAAGCAAAAGCUCCACAGGAGAAUCUCCGGGAAGAGAGCAAGGCAGCGCUCAAUCAAGUGCUACGAGCCCUAGUUACUCCGGAUCAGUUUGGACUUGUCGAGAAGAUGCGGAGCAGGACGUCAUCAUAACUUUAGCCUCUACUCCGGCCAACUCAACAAGCCAUUGUCUUGGAUCCAGAGCUGAACAAAAAGUCGAAACCAAACCUAGAACUACUGACAAAAGCACAAGAGAGACUUUAUACCGGCCCCAGAUACCUGAAAAAGUGGUGACAGAGCUCGUCAAUCUAUACUUCGACAAGAUUCAAGCAUGGUUGCCAUUGCUUCAUCGGCCAAACUUCUUCGCCAAGUACAUGGUUGAUGGUAGCUUCCAAGAAGACAGGCUACUUGAGAUGUCGCUAGAAGAGGGUCUGCUGUUACAUGGUAUCUUUGCUCUUGCCGCGCGACACUCAAAUAAUGAGUACUUCAAGGGAUUAUCGUCACCGAAUCGUGGGGAGAGCUUCGCCGAACGGGCGAUUCAAUAUUACGGCAAACUGCGAUCGUCCGAUAGCGAGACAACGUUGGAAUAUUUACAGGGGUGUAUAUUGUUGGCCUUUUAUCUCUACACGGCCGGCCCAAGUCAUCAAGCAUGGAUACUCACCGGGGUAUGUGCUCGCUUAGCUUACGACCUGGACCUGUGCUAUAUGGACGAAGAAGACGGCGGCAAUGAGAUGGCGUACACAGAGUGGUCGGCAGAAGAGGAGCGUAGGAGAGCAUUUUGGCUUGUAUGGGAGAUCGAUACGUUUGCUUCAACCCUGUCAAUGAGGCCGCGAGGACUCAACAGCCAACGGAUCGUUUCGCCAGUUAUUCCCCUUGAUCCAUCACAGGCUUGGAAAGUCUUGCUCGACUCCCCGAACAAAGACGAACGAGCGUGGUUCCUCGUGGCCAAUCAUCUAAUGGCUUUAGCAUACGAGGCAGCUUCAGGCCCGCAGAAGUCUCAGCGAGAACAUAGCAAUUUGGCGAGCUCAAUCACUUACUUCUCUCUUGCAGUUUCUCAGAGAUUUGGACUGGAAACAAACCCACCUGUCUUCACUGCCAAGACUUUUGCGAACGCCAAUUGGAUUGUUGGCAUGCAUUUGAUGUUGGCGAAUACUCGAGCGUGCUUACACGCUCUGACAGUGGCACCAGCGUCGGGUGAUGAGACGUUUGGAGAUGACUAUUCGAGAAUCUUCAAUCGUUGGCACCCCGAAUACAUCGCCCUCAGUCACCCAUUCCUUGCCGGAACACUUCUCUCUGCUCGCACUUUUCCAUCUACGUUCUCGUCGCGUUCAUUGAGCUCAUCAUGUAACCAAGAGCUUUCGACCCUAAUCCUUUCUCACUUUGCUACUUUUUGGAAGCUGGGCUCUGUGCUGCUGGGUGAGUGCCUCAUUUUUCAUACUGAGACAAUCUACGCGGUCUAA